This is a messenger RNA of Phytophthora nicotianae INRA-310, 988 nucleotides long. RefSeq lists its product as hypothetical. The record is from RefSeq and is a predicted model, not a curated record. Lineage: Eukaryota; Oomycota; Peronosporomycetes; Peronosporales; Peronosporaceae. The transcript is spliced from 2 exons. Bases 145 to 633 code for a protein of 162 amino acids.
GCUCCAAACUGAGAGUGGCUUGUAGCCGUUAUGAAAACGGCCCUUCAACAUCAUGUGGUUUACCUAAUAUAUGUACCACACUAGAACGAGCAAUAAUUGGUAUAUUCUUUCCAUCACAUUUUCAUACAAACUUUGCCCGCGCUGAUGGAGCAACCUGCACCGACCAAGAAUGGGCAGCACAUGCUGUCGCACUUGCUGGCCAUCGCGUAUCAUGUGCUGGAGGAGACUAAGUACAUGAACCUGAGGCCUCCGCUUCGUCCUAGCUCCAAGCUGUUCGCACUCGACGCGCCUGCUCCGGGCUCACCCCCACGCUCCCCCACUGAGGCCGAUACACCGCAAGAUGAGACGCAUCCGGACGUCAAUGGGCUGGCCGCGGGCUUCGCAGGUGCCGCGCACACGCAAACAGGCAAUCAGGGUCACCCCAUAGUGCUCCCGUACUCGCCCGAGGAGAUCCAGGACACGUACACAAAAAUUGCGGCGCUCAAAGCUCAGUACAUCAAGAUCAGCGCCGAGUUGCUGGAAGCUGUCAAGGAGGUGGAGGCCAAGAAGACGCCGCCGCAGGACGAUAAGGACACGAUGGCGAAGCUGGUGGCGAGGAGAAAUCAGCUGCGCAAGGUGAGGCGAUCGCAGUAAUUUACUUGAGGUGGUGCCGUGCAACUGGUAAUAUAUUGUAUGUUGCAGGAGGUGUACGAGAGGAAUCUGGUGAUGAAAGGGCUUAUCGACUGGCUGCGUAAUCUGCAGCACUCGAUCCGGCUCAUGAAGGGAGGCACCGCGAACCCGCCCAAUAUCGUCAUGGAGAGCGUCUAGAUUGAUCAGACUAUAGUGACAGUCUUUUUUCUUCAAUUUAAUCAAAACGCUAUUUAUCAGCGUUAUUUGUCAGCCAUAUACUGCAGGGUGUCGUCUGCCAGUGAUUUCGAGGAAGGUGAGUUCUCGCUGAAGCGAUUGUUGCGAAUCACUGAGCUCUUUGGCGUAGGCUACCAGCUGUGUG